AUGAACAAGAGAUUAGGUGGCAACAUUGUACUCGUGGUAAUUUGCACAAAUCUCCCAGAAUCCACAAGACGAUUGUUGAGGGAGAGGCAACAGGACGAGCUGAGUCGCUUGACAGAGGUAUGUACCUCAAUGGGUGUAGAAGCAAAACCGGUGAGCCUCACACGUCUCUGGCGCCCACCAACAUCAUCACAUAUCGGAGAACCCAGGUUACUUCGUGUGACGCUGGCCAGUAAAGAAGACGUUAAAAAUGUUCUUCUUUCUAGUUUUCUCACUACAGAUGGGUCCAGCAAUACCAGAAUUUUACCGGACAUACCUUGGACUGAACGUGUACACCGACGGAACGAUCCUAACAGUGCACGCGAUGCAGACAACUCGCGGGCGAUUCUCACACACGGAGUGCCACAGAUCCCCGAAGCCGAUGAAUCCAACUGUUGA
Molecule: messenger RNA, 435 nt
Organism: Echinostoma caproni
Lineage: Eukaryota; Metazoa; Platyhelminthes; Trematoda; Plagiorchiida; Echinostomatidae
Source: the annotation of a GenBank genome assembly